AUGUCCACGUUGGUCCCGCCAAAUGUCCCAAACGUCGUACUAAAGUCGCGCCAAUAUCCACUCGCGCGGCAUCCACCAUCCUCGAUGGUCGUGGCGGAGAAGCGCGAUAAGACGCUCUGCGUGCUCAUCACCGGCGCCAGCCGGGGCAUCGGGCUCGAGCUGGUCAAGCAGUACCUGCUGAGGGUCGGGCGCGGCAACUACGGCCGCGGCGGUCACGUCAUCGCGUGCGCGCGAGAUCCGGACAAAUCGAUGGACCUCCUGCGAUGCUUCACCGUCGACUACGUCUCCUACGAGCUCGUCCCGCUGGACGUGACCGAUCCCGGAUCGUUCGGAGACCUGCACGAGCACCUCCAGGACCUCGAUCGCAUCAAGGAGAUGGACGGCGUCGCGCAGAAGAUCGACAUCGUGUUCAACAACGCCGGAGUGGCGCUCGGCAGGGACUGCUCGUUGGGCACCGUCGACUACGACGCGUGGCGAACGUCGUUCGACACGAACGUCAUGGGCGCCGUGCGGGUGGUGGAGACGGUGCUCCCUCACCUCGCGGACGACGCCACCAUCGUGAACGUCUCCAGCGGCCUCGGGAGCAUCGGGCGGGUGGCGAACGGCGGUUUCAACACGCUCACCCAGGACGUCAUCUAUCGCUCCACCAAGGCUGCGCUGAACAUGACCACCGCGUGCUGCGCCGCGGAGCUCAGGGCGCGCGCGCCGGACAAGGCGAUGAAAGUCGUCAGCAUCGACCCGGGGUGGGUGAACACGGACAUGGGCAGCCGAGGCGGGACGGUGAAGCCGCCGCUGGAGCCCGAGCAGGUGGUGCGGGGAAUGAUCGACGUCGUGGCCAACCUCAAACCAGAGGACAGCGGCAAGUUCCUCAGCUGGGAAGGCGAGGAGAUGCCGUGGUGA
This is a messenger RNA of Micromonas commoda, 900 nucleotides long. RefSeq lists its product with no specific name. Lineage: Eukaryota; Viridiplantae; Chlorophyta; Mamiellophyceae; Mamiellales; Mamiellaceae. The coding region runs from base 1 to 900 and encodes 299 amino acids. The record is from RefSeq and is a predicted model, not a curated record. The transcript has a single exon.